Sinocyclocheilus rhinocerous is the source of this 1143-nucleotide messenger RNA. Its product is annotated as gastrula zinc finger protein XlCGF8.2DB-like. Gene Ontology annotation, biological process: embryo development; regulation of transcription by RNA polymerase II. Gene Ontology annotation, cellular component: nucleus. The coding region runs from base 82 to 963 and encodes 293 amino acids. The transcript has 3 exons. Gene Ontology annotation, molecular function: DNA-binding transcription factor activity, RNA polymerase II-specific; RNA polymerase II transcription regulatory region sequence-specific DNA binding. The record is from RefSeq and is a predicted model, not a curated record. Lineage: Eukaryota; Metazoa; Chordata; Actinopteri; Cypriniformes; Cyprinidae.
AGAAAAGACAAAGUAUCGAACCACACGGGGAAAAAACUCCUGCUGAAGCAGCUGAGAUCCACGUGACACACUAUUAUAAAGAUGGCGUUUAUUAAAGAGGAGAGUGAAGACUUCAGGAUUGAAGAAGUGUUCAGUCUGAAACAAGAAGAUACUGAGGAACAAACAGACCUGAUUGAGAAGAGUCAAGAGCUGAAGGAUUUGGAAGAGAAAGAGCAGAAUGAGAAAGAUCAUGAUUUAAAAAUUGGAGAAAAGUUGGAAUCUAACAGUUUUUUAAUAUGCCGUCAUUGUGGAAAGAGUUUCAAUCGAAAACAAAACCUUACGCUCCACAUGAAAGUUCACACUGGAGAGAGACAUUUCAUCUGUCAACUGUGUGGAAAGAGUUUUGCUCAAAAAGGAAGCCUUACAGUCCACAUGAGAGUUCACACCGGAGAAAAGCCUUAUACUUGCUCUCAGUGUGAAAAGAGUUUUGCACAUAAAGGCAACUUUAAUUUCCACAUGAGAAUUCACAGUAGAGAGAGCUCCUUCACCUGCCAACAGUGUGGAAAGAAUUUCCCUCAAAAACAAAACCUGGCAAUCCACAUGAGGAUUCACUCUGGAGAGAAGCCUUACACUUGCACUCAGUGUGGAAAGAGUUUUGCUCAUAAACAUACUCAUAAUGACCACAUGAGAAGUCACACGGGAGAGAAACUGUUCAUAUGUGGUCAAUGUGGAAGGAGUUUCAUACAUAAAGUAAGCCUUAAUCGCCACAUAAGGACUCACUCAGGAGAAAACCGUUUUAUAUGUCAUCUAUGUGGAAAGAGUUUUUGUCAUAAAUGUAGCCUCAAAAUUCACAUGAGAGUUCACACUGGAGAGAAGCCUUACACUUGCACUCAGUGUGGAAAGAGUUUUACUCAUCAACACAACUUUAGUUACCACAUGAGAGUUCACACUGGAGAGAAUUCCUUCACCUGUAAAUCUGAGUGAACGUUCACUGCUGCUGAGUGUGGGCCACAUCUGAUUGUACACCUUCAUACCCACUUCUCUUAUUUUCAUUCUUCACCUCUAUCUACAUUAUCUUGAGGCUACAUCUGGCCAUCUACUUUGCUGUAGUUUCAAGUAAUAAGCAUUUAUAUUUACAUCUAGUCAUUUAGCAGACCCUUUUAU